This is a messenger RNA of Diabrotica virgifera virgifera (western corn rootworm), 4430 nucleotides long. RefSeq names its product activating transcription factor 7-interacting protein 1 (gene wde). Gene Ontology annotation, cellular component: nucleus; transcription regulator complex. Gene Ontology annotation, biological process: regulation of DNA-templated transcription. The transcript has 7 exons. Gene Ontology annotation, molecular function: transcription coregulator activity; protein binding. NCBI's taxonomy places the organism in Eukaryota, Metazoa, Arthropoda, Insecta, Coleoptera, Chrysomelidae. The coding region runs from base 249 to 4322 and encodes 1357 amino acids. The record is from RefSeq and is a predicted model, not a curated record.
UUGCACAGUUUGCGUUGGUUUGUGUUUGUGUCCGCCGUUGUUGUUGGUGCUUCCGUACGGUGUUUGUCGGACUGUAGUUUACAUUUAAAUUAGAAACUUAAGGUUUAUAGAGACAAUGCUGUUUUAGAAGUGUAGAAAUAGUACUGGAUUUAUUGUAAAUGUUCCAAUGUUGCUACAGGGUGAUUUAAAAUAGAGAUCUAUGACCACCUGACCCAUCAUUAAAGUAAAGGUAUAAGGCCCAGUAAACAAUGUCAAGUAGUGAUGACGAGGAUCUGAUUGUGAUGUACUUGUACUUACGAAAUAGAAGAAAGAGGAGAGAAGAGGAAGAAAAGAAAAGGAAGGAAAGAAAGAAAAGAAAAGGAGCAAUGGAAUCUGCGAUGGAACAGUGCGAGACCAAGCCUUUGGAAACUCUAUCAAGUACAUUAAAGAUGUUUGACACUUUUAAAUCUACGGAAGAAGACCAUGAAUCAGACGAGGAAAGCUUUCAUCUUCCGUUAUUAGGAUGUGAUGAUGAAGCGGAAAACGGCAUGGAAAUAUCUGAACUAAACGAAGAAGAUGAAGAUGCCAUACUAAAUAAGUUCGACACACGCGAUGAAGGAAUGGACGUGGAUGAAUGCAGCAACAAAAAAGACAGCGAUGUUUCUAAAAACAAUGUUGUAAAUGAAGUUAAACUUAGUGAAGAAGAGGCAAAGCUAGAUGGUAUAGAUAAUUUAAAUAAAGAUAAUCGGAUAGAUAAUUUAAAUGGAGAUGAUGAAUUAUUAGGAAAUAAUGAGAUUUUAGAAGAUAAAACAACAGAAAGUACCCCUGAUGAUACCGAAAAUAAAAUCGAAAAUGAAAUAAAUGAAACUGAGCCUGGUUGUGAAGAAGACUCAAAAGAGGCCAAUAUUACCGAAAAUAAAAUCGAAAAUGAAAUAAAUGAAACUGAGCCUGGUUGUGAAGAAGACUCGAAAGAGGCCAAUAUUGAAAAUUCCAAACUAGAGUGUAAUGAAAUUACCGAAGUAAAUAAAGACAUAAAAGAAAACUCCAUAGAAGAUUGCGUAGCAACUGAAAAUAAAGAAACUUGUUCAGAUGAUCUCAGCCCUACAAAUGAUAAUGGUUUAGAGAAUAAUGAUAAUGAUUUAAAGAACAAUGUUAAUGAUGAUUUGGAAAACAUUGAUGGGGAUCAUGAUUUAGAGACUAAUGAUUUAAAAGAAGAAAGCAACAAUAAAAGUGAUAAUGAUCAAAAUGUUAAUAUAGAUGCAGCUACCAUUAAGGAGGAUGACGAUUCAGAAAAUAGAGUUCCAGUUAAGGAAAACGAUAUUUUAAACCAUGAACCUUCAAAUGAGAAUGAUCAGACUAACGAUGUAACAGAAGAAAGCGAGAAUAAUCAAGAUGCUAAUAUAGAUACAUCUACCAUUAUUGAAGAUAUCGAUGCGGAAAGUACUACUGAUCAAGUUAAUGGAUGCGAACCUACCGAAGACAAUGUUUUAGACCAAGAACUUAAUAAAGAAAUUAGCGAAGAUGAUAAAAUUAAAAUCCACGAAAAUGAAGAAGAAAACAUCAACGAACUUGAUGAUGAUCUUUGUAUGUUAGAAGAUGAAAAUGAAAGUAGUAAAGAUAACAAUUUAACCUGUCCAAUUGAAGAAUCGCAAUCAGAUCUUGAGACAGUUGAAAAGGUUACGGAAGAAAAUGCCACUGAAUUGACUAGUACAGGUUCUUCUAUGAAGGAAGCUGUCGAAAAAAGUGAUAAAAUGGAUGAAACAAUCGAUAAUACGGAUUCUUCUAUGAAGGAAAUUGUCGAAGAAAAUAAAAUGGAUGAGACAAACGACAGUACACAUUCUUCUGUGAAGGAAACUGUCGAAGAAAAUAGUAAAAUCGAUGAUACACUUCUAUCUAAAGACGUCGAUGAUGCUGACAAAAAACUUGAUGAUCUGGUCGAUAAUGAUACACAUAUGAAGGAUGAUCAAAUAUCUGAUUCUACGGAAUCUAAAGAUGAACUUUCAUCAGAUAAAAAUGCAGAUUCCAAUAAAGAAAUUUCUGAAAAAACGGUUGAUUCUAAAGCAGGAGAAGCUGAAUCCAACAAGCAUAUUGAAGAGGAGAAUUUGUUAAACAUUUCUGUAAUAAGAGACAUUGAUGAAGAUAAUACUUACGCCAUAAGAGAAAUAGCUGAGGCGCAAAUAGCUGCGAUCGAAAAUGAUGAACAAGAAAAUGAACAAGACGAGGAAAGAGGAGAUAAUGAUGAAGAAAUGGAAGUAGAUCAAGAUGAUCCGGAUGAUCCAGAUGAUCCUGAUGAUCCAGAUCCAAUUUCAAGUGAUAAAGAUGAAACCAUUGAAUGUGAUGAAGGAAACUCUAAUUCGUGUGAUCAAGAUAUGAGUAAUGCCGAUAUGAUCAGUGUUAACACUAGUGAUAGCGAGAAUAAAGAAAAUGAAGCAACUGAAAAUGAACAGAGUGAGACUGAAAGUCAUCUUUUGAGCGCUGACGAAUUGUCAGAAAUGAACAGCAAUGAUAAUUCCAUUUUGGGCACAGAUAGUAAGACUGAAUCAGCUUUAGAUGAAACUCUUAAAGGAGAUUUAAAUGAACCCACGGAAAAGACUCCCACGGAAAAAAUUACUGAAGAAGAACCAACUGAAUCCACUGAAUCUACUGAAUCUGCUGAAUCUACUCCCAUUGGAAAACGGCCGUUACCAGAUAGUGAUACUGAAACAGGAGCUAAGAAAAAACUAAAAAGAUCUGAAGAUGACACCGUGUCAGAAAAAAGCAAAGAUAAAAAAGACAAAACAAAGGCGAAACCGGGGGAAGAAAAAAAGCGUAAAAUCAAAACCCUUACCGCUUUCGAAAAAUACAUGAGGGAAAAGAAUUUAGGAGAGGAAACCCUAACCAGGUCGGAUUUAGAACAAUUUUGUCUACAAAAAAUUUGUGAAGCAAUUAUUCAUAAAUCAGAGGCUGGAGAACUACAUCAAAUUAUAUUAAGACAAGCACAAAUAAUAGAUAACUUACGAAAAGAGGUUCAACAAAUCUCUAAGCAAGCCAAAGAUCUCGAUAUCGUUCAUAAGAAACUCAUGAACGAUAUUCGUGUUCAUGGUACCAUGAAACCGUUAGUUCCUUUGAAAAUUACACGGUCGGUAGGCUUACAGGUUAAACUGAAUGUUUCGGAAGACCCAAACAAGAGGAAGACGUUCACAGUACCUGUAGCUACUAAUAAAACAGCAACUACUACUACAAAUACUGCUGCAAGUGGUGUGAAUCGUCCAAGAGUUGUUCAAAAACCUAAUAAUGUUCAAGGAGCAAAGACUACUAUAACCCCUGCCUCGCCGAGAAAAACAUCUCCAGCCGCACCAAUAUUAUCCCAAGCUCUGCAAACACGUCCAUCACCCACCCCUACUUCUCCAGCAACCAAACGGGUUCCUCCUUUGAGGAUAAAACCUAGUGAACCUCAAAAGCCAUCAGCUCCAGGAGUAAUCGACUUAACCGACGAAGAUGAAAAAACAGCCACAGCCAAACCAGUAGCUGUAAAAAAUAAUGUACAAAAAAAACCGAUAAAUACCAAAUUAGGCACAUCAGUCAAAAUUAUUAGUAAAAAUAAUUUAAUACAAAAGAAAUCCCCCGCGCAGGUCGCGAAAGUCAAAAACGCAGCCAAGAUGAACGCCAACCAACAGAAAACUGUCGCCGUUGCAAGCUCUCCCGUAGGAACGAAGCUGUCCCCUCGAGGAGUGACGGCGCAGGCUGUUCGAGUGAGCUCGGCUCAAAUGAAGAAUAGCAUAAAUCUUCCUGUUGUAACGUCGCCAGGUACUACGCAAAUUAUGUAUGUCCUACCCCAGAGUGGGGUCGGAAAUAACACAAAUACGAAUGGUCCGAAGGCUUUGCUUGUUAAUUUCCCAAAUGGAGUCAUAACUUCGGCGAUAAACGGAUCUGCUGUAUCAGUGAUACCUUCCAAAACGACGAGUAAUUCGCAGAUGAGGACCGUUCUUCCCAGAAAACACCCUGCGCCUUUACCCCAUACACCCCCACCAACAAACAGUUCGUCAGUGAAACCGUUGCUUCCCAAACCUCAUUUAACUAUUAAAAAAACUGACACGGGUCUCAUGCUGCAAUGGAAAAUGCCGUAUAAUCUCGAUAGUUACGAGGCGAUAGCGAGUUAUCAGUUGUACGCGUACCAAGAAACAAGCGCUCCCCCUAGCACGGACAUGUGGCGGAAAGUUGGUGAUAUUAAAGCCCUUGCUCUCCCAAUGGCGUGCACGUUAACGCAGUUUGUAGAUAAAAAUAAGUAUUACUUUGCAGUGCGACCGGUAGAUGUUCUUAAGCGAAUAGGGUUGUUUAGCGAUCCAGAAGAAAUCAUUUUGUAAAAUAUAGUUCUUAAAUUAUUAUUAUAUAUAUUUCCUGACUAUUAAAUUAGAAAAUUAAUUAUAAGAAAAUGCUUUUUUUAUUUAUGUCGAAUAAAUGAUUUUAAGGAA